UUUAACUCAAAUUAAAAAACAGAAAUUACUAAAAUUUUAACGUUUAUAUAAAUGUGCUAUUAAAUUACAGUGGUCUACAAAUAUCGACCAUUGUUUUGGUUAAAUUUGGGAGUAAAUGAUGCAGGGAAACAUGUCACAACAACUGGGAAACAGCCAUCGCAGGUUUCUACAGACCUUGAUGACCUGUGGCAGUGUUGACGAACCUGGAGCUCGAUCUCUCCAUCAGCACUGCUGUGAAACACACAACACCCAGUAUGUCCCUGACCAACUGGACAAUUUCAUCAAUGCCAUCAACUCAAAGCUGCAGCCCUUGUUUAUGCAGAUCAGAAAAGGCAUGUCUGAAGAGAGUGGUCAACAACACUACGCUCUGGUAAACAUGGCUGAGACCGAAGUGACCAGGAUGUCAUCAGAUUAUACCGAGAAUGAGCUGGAGCUGUUCAGGAAAACCAUUGACCUGAUCGUGGCCUCAGACAAUGGUCUAGCGUUAUCCACUGACAUCCUGAACAGUGCUGACACCUUGACCACAAAAAAACUAAAAAAGACAGAGACGGAGCAGCUGUUAAAGCGACUGGUGCAGGACAAAUGGCUCUGUGAGAAACAAGGCGAAUAUACCUUGUCUACCAGAUGUAUCAUAGAGAUGGAGCCGUACAUACGCACGAUGUAUCCAGAGCAGGUCAAAGUGUGUCACAUCUGUCACAACAUUGUUUUUCAGUGCCAAACUUGUGAAAAUCCUGUUUGUGGAGUAAAAAUUCACUUCCCCUGUGUGGCCAAAUACUUUAGAGGAAGGUCAGUGCGCCGCUGUCCGGCUUGUGAUGACGCCUGGGAACAUGAAGUACCUGAAAUGAAACGAAGGUCAAGGUCUCAGUCCAGGAGAUGAAAGAAUCCCACUUUAAAUGUUUCUAUUUGUCUCUUUUUUUAAACAAAAUAAAUAUAUAUUUUGCAUCAAAA
Cynoglossus semilaevis (tongue sole) is the source of this 948-nucleotide messenger RNA. It is a transcript of the gene nsmce1, whose product is annotated as NSE1 homolog, SMC5-SMC6 complex component. The transcript has 8 exons. Gene Ontology annotation, cellular component: nucleus; Smc5-Smc6 complex. The record is from RefSeq and is a predicted model, not a curated record. Gene Ontology annotation, biological process: double-strand break repair via homologous recombination. Gene Ontology annotation, molecular function: ubiquitin-protein transferase activity. The coding region runs from base 116 to 877 and encodes 253 amino acids. NCBI's taxonomy places the organism in Eukaryota, Metazoa, Chordata, Actinopteri, Pleuronectiformes, Cynoglossidae.